AGCUGCAAGUCGACCCUGUGCAGUAUCGAUUAUUCUAUCGAACUUCUUGCUAGUGUCUUCUACUUUUCAUAAGAAGGAGUACUCUGAUUUGAAUAAGAGUUACACAGAACGACAACAAAUUCCCAAGACACACUGACAGUUGAUCAUUCAUUGCAGUGUGGUGACAGAAUCGUUGCAUUCAUCUGCAUUAAGACUACAAUAACCGACACAAUGUCAAUAUCCUCCACUUCAACGUUUGAUCACCUUGAACAAGGAUCAUGUAUCAGUGAAAGACCACAGGAGAGAGAUUUACUGGAAAUUGAUGUUAAACAUAUCCCAGACCAGCAUGCUAAUUUUGCACGUGUGUGUCGCGCAGUUAUCGAGGUUCUCACUGUCGUGAUGGUAACCGUUCUUGAGAAACAUUUUAGCCCCAAGAACAUUUCUGCUGAGUUAAACAAGCGCUCAAGGCACAAUCUGAACAAAGAACAGUGGGAUAUGAUAAAGACAGCAAGCAUCAAGAAUACUUUUGAAGGUUUUGAUAUACCUUUGGCAUACCAUAUUUUGAGGAAUAGUGCUAAAAUUCGGCGACCACAUAAUGAUUGGGGAAAUGAACCAGAUGCAGACGACACUAAGCUUGCAGACGAUAUCGAGAGAAUCAGAAUAUAUAGAAAUAGAUUCUAUGGUCAUACAUCGCGCUCAGAAUUGUCGGAUUCACAAUUUGAGCAAAUUUGGAGAGAGUUUAAGGACAUUUUGUGUCGGAUGGAUAAAGAAUUCCCGAGGAAAGAAUUUGAAAAGAAAUUGAACGAAUUGAAGCACUGUCCAAUGGAUAAAAAAUUGGAACAUGAAAAUAAAAGGCUUAAAACCCGUACUAGGCAAGUUUUGCAGGAAAAAAUCUUAAAGGAUUCGCAGACGCUUGAUAAAAGAUUCGUGUCAUCUCGAGCUUUCUCGGAAGUAAAGAGAAGAAUACAGACUAGAAACUUUAUCAACAUUGUCGGUAAUUCCGGGAGUGGCAAAACAUUCAUGGCUAAUCACAUUGGAUUAAUGUAUCGACGAAAAGGAUGGAAACUUACAUUCUUAGAAGACAUACAAGGAUUAGCAUUAUAUGAUGAUACAGAUUUAUUAGAGGAUGUUCAUCAAAUAUUCAUCCUGAAUGAUCCACUGGGAAGAGAUCAGGUUGAUAUUCUACAGUAUCACAGUUGGAAGGCAUCUGAAAAUUUGGUAAGAUCACGACUGUUAAAUGAAACUACAAAGAUCCUAGUGACUUGUAGGAAAAACUUGGUUAAAGAAAAUGCCAUAUGUGACACAUUAUUGGGCGAUCCUGAAUAUAUGGUAGACAUUGAAAGCGAGGAAUGUACUCUAACCAAAGAAGAAAAAGAAAAAAUACUAGCUCAGUAUACGAACAUAUCGAUUAUACCAGAUGAAGACCUGGAACAAAUUUUGCGGUGCAACAUGUACUUUCCACUUCUAUGUAGGCUAUUUGGGCAAAAUGAGGAAUAUAAAUCGCUAGGUAAGUGCUUCUUUGAUUCGCCACGAACUUGGGUUAGAAAACAAAUCCAGUGGUACAGAGAAAGAGACACGUUGAAAUACAUGUCGCUUGUAUUGCUCGUCAUCUACAACAAUAGUUUGGAAUUGAGCACUUUGGAAGAUAUAAAUCAUGAAGAUUUUCAACAAAUAUGCGAAUGGUGUAUAUUGCCCACAACAACAACAAAAACCGAUGUUAUGGAAAACUUGAAGCUGCUGGAGGGAAUAUUUCUCAAGAAAGUUAAUGAAAAAUAUAUGUUCUUGCAUGAUUUUGUUUCGGAAGUAACAGCAUGCUUGUUUGGAGAGGAGCAUCCCAAAGAAAUGAUUCGAUAUUGUGACAUUUCUUUUCUCGGAAGAAAUAUCAGAAUAUCUCAUUCUCCCACUGAUUCAGCAAAGACGAGUUCUGUCGUUCAUCUGGAAGAAAAGUACAAGGUAGAUCUUAUCGAUCGAUUUCUGUCCUCAAUUCAACAAGAAAAAAUUCUAGAGGUUUUUGUUGGCCGAAGUUUGGAAAAUGUCGUUUUAGCUGACGAGUUUAAUCUUCGAUUGCAGCAUUUUUCUGACGAGGAUAUUUCCCGUCAAUUUUGUAUGGCAGAGGUAGAGACCAACCAUAUUGAAGACGUGACUGAAAAUGACACUAAAUUGUAUUUUUCUAAAUUAACCAUGCUAUCAAUGAAUAACAGAGUGUCCGCAUUGAUUUUAAUUUCCAUUUUUGCUCAUAACAAGAUUUUUGAAUACAUUUUUCAAAGAAUGAUUCGGUUAGAGACCUCAAAGACGGAAUUACGACGCCAGAGAUUAUUUCCAAUGAUUUGCGCCAAUGGAAAUAACAACAUUGCUGUUUACGCAAUUCAAAAUCUAGGUGAAGAGAUCGUUAACGUGUUCUGGGGUGAGACACAGAAAUAUCAUUCUCUGCAUAUUGCUGCCACUUUUAACAACCUUGAGAUGAUAACACUUUUAGUAGAAAGAAAUAUCGAUAUUGAUAUUUCAUCAUCUAAUGGAAGGACUCCUUUAUCGUUAGCGGCUUCCAGUGGAUAUGUAGAGCGGGAGACACAAAAUUCUGUGCGUGUUUUACUAUCCCACGGUGCGAACGUCAAUAAACAAGGUGAUGAUGGAGGUAGUCCUUUAUUCUUUGCCUGCCAAGAAGGACAUAUCUCUAUCGUCAAAGUUUUAGUAGAAAAUGGAGCAGAUAUUAAUAUACCAGAAAGGAAUGGUGUCAGCCCCCUCUUUAUUGCUGCUCAGGAGGGAAAAACAGAUGUGGUAUCAUUCCUGCUGUCAAAAGGAGGAGUAAAUGUAAAUGGAAGCAAUAUUGAUGGAGAAACACCUUUACAUGUUGCUGCACUUGUGGAUAGCGAACUUAUUUCUCGGUUAUUACUUGUUCAUGGUGCUGAUGUAAAUGCUACAUCUAAGGAUAAAACAAGUCCAUUAAUGAUUGCCUGCCAGAAAGGAAAUUUGAAAAUUGUGGAAUGUUUACUGGAGAAAAGAGCUAACAUUAACGAACAAUCCUCGUCUGGAUGUACACCUCUGCUUCUGGCGGUGCAGAUGGGUCAUACAGAUAUUGUGAAAUCUCUGUUGAAGUCCCAAGCAGAUGUUAACUUAAGUGACUAUGAAUAUAGAAGUCCAUUAUUUGUAGCUUGUCAAGAGGGUUAUUUUGAUAUUGUAGUACAGUUGUUCGCAUAUGAAAAGAAACCUGAGAUCGAUAUCAUCACCAACGAUGAAGACACACCCUUAAUUAUCGCUUCGAAAAGAGGUCAUGAAAAGAUAGUUGAAUAUUUACUCAAACAUAAUGAAACCGAAUUCAAGGUUGAUGUUAAUUCCUGUGACAUAUACGGAGAAACAUCCUUGAUGCUGGCCGCAAAGCUUGGAUACACAAAAGUGGUUGUACAUAUUAUAAAUCGCGAGGCGGACGACCGAUUAAAAAACAACGAUGAUAAAACCGCCUUGUACAUGGCUGCGGAACGAAAGCAAGAUAUUGUGCUGAAACAGCUUUUAGAGUUUAGUACCGUCACUGUGAAUGAACCACGCGCAUGUGAUGGCAUGACUCCUUUGAUGGUGUCGUCGAAAAAUGGACAUAUCAGCACGGUUGAGAUUUUGUUGACUUAUGGAGCUGAUGUUAACCAAUGUAAUAGGGAUGGACAGAACGCCUUCCUCUUAGCACUGGAGGAAUUGCAUAUCGAACUUGUGUUUUAUCUUCUUUAUAAUUACAACCCAAAUGUGAACAAAACUUUGAGAGACGGGACCAAUCCACUAUACAAAGCGUCAUAUUUUGGAGACAACAGCUUAGUUUUAUUAAUUCUCUCAAAAGGAGCGGAAAUUAACCGAACAACUAGUAAAGGAGCAAGCGCCUUAUUUGUAGCAGCUCAGGAAGGACAUACUGAAGUUGUGAGAGAGCUUCUUAAAAACAAAGCCGACGUGGAUUUGAGUAGAAAUGGCAAUGUUACUCCAUUACACAUAGCCGCAAGAAGAGGAAGAAACAGCGUUGUGGAAUUACUCUUAGAACACCAUGCCGAGGUAAAUAUAACGGACAGACAUGGCUUCACUCCUCUUAUGACAGCUUGUUUAGGCGGACAUUACCCUAUAGUUGAUACAUUACUACAAAACGGUGCCAGUGUGAAUCCUCGUAAAUUGGAUGGGAAAACGUCAUUGUUUCUUGUAUCAGAAAAGGGAUUUGAGGAAAUUGUUCGUCUUUUAAUUGAACACGGUGCUGAUGUUAAUAUAUGUAAUGAGAACAGCGAAAGUCCUUUAUAUGUGGCAAAGAGAAAACGACACGGCCGGGUGGUGGAAAUUCUUUGCAAAUAUACGAAUGUAACCCACUGUACUAAAUUUUAAACGUUUAGUUAGUACAGGUGUUGUCCGAAGUGAACUAUGCAAAGAAAAUGGUAUAUCAAUUAACAGCUGAUACCAAAAUGUACUUGUUAAAGUUUGUCGUUACAAAAGACAUUUUUUUAAUUCAUACAAAAUCUUUGAAAAAGAAUAUUCAUAAUUGCAUUGUGUAUAACUGCUACCUUUUCAUAUGUCUCAAAUUCAUUUUCGGGGAUGGUGUAUUUGUAAACUUCGGAUUGUUGUUUUUAUGAAGAAUGUUCAAAGAUUUUUAAAACAAUAUCUGCAUCUUCCCAAAAAGAAAGCAUUGUUUACCUAUCAUCUUAAGGUGGAUCGAUCCUCAUGUGACUUAUCAAUAAUAAUGGUUAAAAGUGCAAAAACUGUAUUAAUUUCCAUUCAAUAUAGUUAAAUUUAAACAAUAACCUAAGAAAAUGUGUAUGUUGCCAUAUUUUUAAAGAUGUCAGACAUAAAAAACGAAAGUAUAUAUUAACAUAAGAAAAUCACACAUUUUCGUUGUACAGAAUAAUUAAAAUAAAUAAAAACUUGAAAUGACACAUUUUAAAUGUCAACAGUUAAAAAAAAAACCUGUUACUUCAUAAAUAUGUAUAAAUUAAUUGUUGUUAUUAGGGAAAUCAUGUAUAAUAGACAUGCUGUAGAAGAAAUACCAACAUAGGAAUUAUUGCCCUUGACAACAUUUUUUUAAUUAUAAAGAAUUGAUUAUCUAUUGAAAAUAUACACUUUUUCAAUAUCAAUAGUUUACCAAUUUUUUUUAUUUUAUGCAGUGAAUAAAAUUUCUCUGAAGAUAUAUUUCUAUCAUGCGCAAAGUUUAAUUUGCAAAACUUAUGACAUCACACGAGGAUCGAUUAACCUUAAGUUGUACGAUAGGAAAAGUUUGAUACGUCGCAGUGAAAUGUAAGCAUCAUGGGUUCAUUCUGCAGGUUAACAUCACUUAAGGAUUAAAAAAUAAUAUGCAUUUUUUAAAAAAAAUUGCAACCACUUCUUAAUAAACUCGAACAUAAUCGGUAAUAUUGAUUAAUGGGUGAUAUACUGAAUAUGGACAAAGAUGCAUUAUUUAUAUGUAUGUAUGAAAAUAACGAACAGUGAUCAAUCUCAUAAUUCCUGUAAGAAUACAAAAUUUAGAGUAGGGCAAACAUGGACCCCUGGACACACCAGAGGUGGGAUUAGGUACUUAAAAAGAUGUAAACAUACAUGUACCCUGUUGACUAGUCAUGAGCCCUAUAUUUUGAUCAGGGAAGGCCAUUCCAAGUUUUUUUUAUGUUUAGCGUCCACCCUAGAAUCAAAAUCAUAUCUCUCUCACAAAUCGGUAGAAAAAACACACUCAACAUUUUUAGUGUAAUAAUAGAAUUAUUAUCAAGAAUUGAGUGAUUUCUCCAUAAACAACUUUUGAUCAUGAUCAAUCAAUGCACUUUUUCCAACCGGAAUUGAACUACAUGUAUCUGUUUGUUGUAUUUUGUUCUGUCAUUGUUCUCUCUUUGUUAUAUAACACAUCAAAGAGAGAAUGCAAACUAAUAGACCAUGUCUGAGACGAAGGGAUACGUAUAACAGGCACAUAUAUCAUUUGUAAUUGUUUGGAAAAUAGUGAUUUCCUCAUUCAGAAAACCUAAACUUUCUGCUUGUAAGAUUUUAGUGAUAAAGUAUUUUUAAUUGCCAGUCUCCCCUGAUUACUGAAUCUAGACCAAACCGAGUUCUCCCUGACCCUCAAAUCAUUUUGAAAAAAAACCCACUCUUGCUUGUUCAAUUUCUUUUUCAUUUCUUAAAUCAUAUACCCUGAAUAAUGCACGAUUACUCUUAAAUGUAUCAAUACAACCAAUUACAAUCAUCUCAAAAAUUCUCGAGCGGGACGUUAAACAAUAUAAAAUCACCCAAUUAGAUGAACUGCGCAUAUUUUAAAACUGAAUGCGGUUUUCACACUACUACCCCUCCUCAGUACUUGCCAUACAUCUAUUUAAAAUAUGUAGGUAUUUAUUACAAUUUCAAAUUACAUCAUAUACGCCAAAGAGAGAGCGAGAGAGUGAACAGCAUGGUCACCAUGUGUAUUCUAGUGUUUUACGAUUUCGGUCCUAAUUAAAAUUAGAUACCGAGGGUACGUGAUUUUUUCUGAUGAAUGUGUUUUUUAUUAUUAUUUCUAUACCUUAAAACCAAUCCGUCCACGGACGUUAUACAUAGAAAAAAACUUGGAAUGGCCUAAACAGCAAUCCGUAGUCAGAAUCAGUGUUCCAAGAACGCCUAGUAAUCGGUAUGAAAAACGUGAAACAGCAUUCAACUUGACAAAGAGCUGCAUCUGUAAAUUAUAUCGUUAUAAUGACCAUAAAACUCGCAAAAUACUGAAUUUAAACAAACUGUAGAAACCCCUCUAACAUCACCUUAUUUGUCAGUAGCCUGUCUGGAUUUAAAAACUUAUAAUUUACAUUACAUGUUCUUGCGUAUCGAAUCAGUUGAGAGAUAUAAACACCAUAUGCAGGUGAUAAUGGAAUAUUGCUACAUAAAUAUGGGAUAGAGAAACUGAAAUCAUCCCGUUUGUCAUAAUGAUGAGUUGUUAUUUUACUGUUAACAUCUAUGUUCAAUAAAAUACCCAUGACUCUGUGGUGAUCUAUUUUUAUUUCGAAUUCACUGGGAUAUACCAAAUCGACAUUUCAGUGAAAACUGUGAAGGAGUUCUGAAGCUAUCAGAGUGUUCAGAAGUAUUGAAAAUUAUGAAAAACAAUAAAUGACCUGGCUCGGAUGGUUUUACAGUAGAGUUCUAUAAUUUUUUGGAGGAACCUGAGGGGUAUUUGUUUGUCAUUCUUUGAAUGAAGCAUAUCUUACAGAACAGAUGUCUACAUUACAAUCCCAAAAGAAUGGAAUAAUAACUUGCAGUCCAAAAGAGGAAAAAGAUGGGCGUAAUACGAAAAACUGGCGACCUAUCACUUUACUUAAUGUGAACUAUAAGAUAGUUUCCUGUGUUAUAGCCAACCACAUUAAAAAGAUCACAAGGAAUCAGGCCAAAAUUUUCUGAGGCAGUGAAUUUAUUUAAGUACUACAGAAAAAUAAAAAAAAUAAAAAAAAAAUGCUGUGAAAAUGUGUUUCAAUGCAAAUCCAAAAUAUUUAGUAAAUGGUCAAUAUAAGAUUUUGUUUAUAACAAGUGAUGAAAAAACCAAAGCUUUAUAGGUUAUAUUUGUUGUUAUUACUUUUAGUAUUAUUUUGUUGAUAUGUAUAUUUUCAAUUCUUUUAAAUUAUGCCUAGCUGUCAAAUACUACUUUAUGUAGAAAUUGUUUUUGUAUGGAAGAUAUUGUAUGCAUGUGUGUGAUUUUGUGUGUGAGAUCAUCUAUGUAGAUGUAAUUGUAAAUGUCUAAGAAUAAGCAUGAUAAAAAAAAGACUUUUCAGUUCAGAUUUCUGAAAAGUUUGGUUCAAUAUUUUGAUACAGUAAUAAAUGCCUUUAUACUUAUAAACUAAUCAUAAUAUA
This is a messenger RNA of Ostrea edulis (European flat oyster), 7776 nucleotides long. Its product is annotated as ankyrin-1-like. Lineage: Eukaryota; Metazoa; Mollusca; Bivalvia; Ostreida; Ostreidae. The record is from RefSeq and is a predicted model, not a curated record. Gene Ontology annotation, molecular function: protein binding. The coding region runs from base 211 to 4323 and encodes 1370 amino acids. The transcript has 8 exons.